AUGGCCUCCAAAGCUGCCUACAAACGUCUUUCUAAAGAGUAUGUCACCAUGCAGAAGGAACCGCCGCCUUUCGUAUGGGCUGCGCCCGAUGAGAAGGACAUAUUGACAUGGAAUUAUGUUCUUCGUGGACCACCAGACUCUCCAUUUGCAGGCGGUGAAUACCAUGGCGUCCUCCUCUUCCCUUCAGAAUACCCUUUCAAACCACCUGGCAUCAAGAUGUAUACACCUUCUGGUCGUUUUCAGCCUGACAAGAAGAUCUGCUUCUCUAUGUCCGACUUCCACCCAGGAUCAUGGAAUCCUGCGUGGAGCGUCGCAACCAUAUUGACUGGAUUGGUGUCUUUCAUGCUGUCAGAUGAGAUGACUACUGGGUCAGUAACCACUUCUGACGCCGACAAGCGCACGUACGCUGCCCGUAGUCACAUAUGGAACAUUGAACAACGGAGAUUCAAGGAAGCUUUUCCCGAUGUGAGUCUACCGGUCAUUCAACAUAUAACGAUCGCAAUUACACCUCCCUAUCUCACCUGA
Heterobasidion irregulare TC 32-1 is the source of this 525-nucleotide messenger RNA. RefSeq lists its product as uncharacterized. The coding region runs from base 1 to 525 and encodes 174 amino acids. The record is from RefSeq and is a predicted model, not a curated record. NCBI's taxonomy places the organism in Eukaryota, Fungi, Basidiomycota, Agaricomycetes, Russulales, Bondarzewiaceae. The transcript is spliced from 7 exons.